Messenger RNA from Colletotrichum destructivum, 935 nucleotides. RefSeq lists its product as uncharacterized. NCBI's taxonomy places the organism in Eukaryota, Fungi, Ascomycota, Sordariomycetes, Glomerellales, Glomerellaceae. The record is from RefSeq and is a predicted model, not a curated record. The coding region runs from base 131 to 742 and encodes 203 amino acids. The transcript has 2 exons.
AAGAAUACCGGUAUCAACAAGCUUCAUCUUAUUCGAAACACGGAGAAAAACACCUACAAGAUCAAAACUAUCAUCGCUUUCGAACAUCAGAAUAUUUGCCAUAAAGCCCCCGAGAAUUCCCCCAGUUGCCAUGGUGCUCCUCACCUCGUCGCAAGUCUCGGUGCUCCUCUCCUCGGCCAUUGUCGUCUCAUGCACCGCGGCCCUGUUCCUCAGCGGCUACGUCAUCCAACAGCGCACCCUCAACCAGCUGCGCCAGGCCAUCAAGCCCGAAUCGCGACCCUCGCCCAAGGCGUCGUACUACGUGCCGGAACACCUCCAGGAUGUCGCCGGAGGUGCCAACAGGCCGGCGGGGAAGCAGCAGCAGAUCGUCAUCGAGGUGAACCCUACGAUGCCAGAGCAGCAGCAGCAGCAGCAGCAGCAGCAGCAGCAGCAGCAGCCACAGCAACAUAAGAAGAAGGCCGGGCAGAAGCUGGCGGGGUGGACGUCCGAUAUGUGGCAGAAAAUGGUGGCCCCGCCCGAAAUAGACGACAAGGGUAGCGUCACCAGGGCCGAUCUAGAGAAUAUGGGUGAAAGGGAGAGGAACAUCGAGGGGUGGAAUGUCAAGGACCAGAAGAACCCGGAUCCCGAAGCGUCGAAUCAGAAGCCCAUCAGCCGUGCCGAAAGGCGGAAAAUGAUCAAGGAGGAGCUGCGGCGGUUAGCAGAAAGUGAGGAGAAGGUCUACUACCAGCGUCGACUUUGGUAAGGGAGGAUGCCCGAGACGAUGAGUCGAGACGGGUAAGAUGUAGGGGCUGAGAUCCCCAGACAUAUACAUACGGGAUCUAUGGCGUUGUUGCUUUCUGGGACGUUGGUAAUGAGGGACGUUUAUGAUAUCAAUAUGGUUGGUUGUCCAUCAUGUAUACUUUGUAGAUAGGCGGCCCACCGGGCCAUGAACAAAC